Molecule: messenger RNA, 876 nt
Organism: Stylophora pistillata
Lineage: Eukaryota; Metazoa; Cnidaria; Anthozoa; Scleractinia; Pocilloporidae
Cellular component (GO): membrane
Source: RefSeq, a predicted model, not a curated record
AUGAAGAAAAUCUUUGAGAUGGUUGUUAAAAGUAAACCAAGGGGAAAUCUGGAAGAGAAACCAUAUUUUAUCUACCCUGCAGUGCUGAAGGAAAAAAGUUUCGUCACACCAAAGUUGGAUGUUGUUAAUUACACAAGCUUUCCACUAGAUGUUGUUGUCCUCAGCAGUGACGCGGAGAAAAAUGCUCGAAAGAUUUAUUUGAUUGAUAGAGGUCCGCAUGGUCAGAUGAUGAGUCUUAAUGAUCCCCGAAAUGACAGUUGCUGUGGAAGAAAUAUAGUAUUCUCUUUUUAUGCUCUUAAUGUUUCUGAACCAGGUGGUAAUAUAACCUUUGGAUGCGAACCUGGCUGGUACAGAGCUGGUAUUUCGUGCUUUCUGUUCUGUAAAACAUCCACCUUUAAGUGGAGUGAUGCACGGACGUUUUGCCACCGAUCCAACGCCGACCUUGCCGUCCUCAAUGACGCGUCCACGUUGGACCCCGUAGCCAAUAGAAGGAGAGAACUAAAAUUUGACAUUCACGGUGGAAUUUAUCUUGGAUUGACUGUUCAAAGUACUGAUUGGGUCUGGACAGAUGGACAGAUGGUUUCUAACACGAAUAAUCUGUGGGGCCCGGGAGAGCCGAGUGGAGAUGGAAAAUGUGGAACUUUCUUAAAUGCGAUAGGAUGGUCUUCAGACUGGGUUGGUUAUGGAUGGCGAUGGAAUGAUCAACCGUGCAAUUAAUAGUUUGAAAGGGUACAUCUGUGAACAGCCACUUGAUGUUCCUAUGCCAGUGGCAUUUUUUACUCUGAGGGGUGCAAAUGGAACUGUGGACUUGAGUCCAAAUAGAGCCACUAAAGCUAAGUCUAAUAACAUUACGUUUGAGCCUGGACCUUGUCGAAA